Protopolystoma xenopodis is the source of this 690-nucleotide messenger RNA. NCBI's taxonomy places the organism in Eukaryota, Metazoa, Platyhelminthes, Monogenea, Polystomatidea, Polystomatidae. The record is from the annotation of a GenBank genome assembly.
AUGGAGGCCUGUAAGAUGGACAAUGUCGAUCGUCUCCGCUUACUGUUGCCGCCCCGACCUAGCGCCACUUGCAGCCUACUCAACUAUGCCAACCACAAUAUCCAUUCUCCAUCGCCGUUUGCAAAAUUUCGCACUGUACACUCGCCUAUUAGGAACGAUGAUGAGCGCUUCCCUCAUAGUUGCUGUGGUAGCCCCAGGUACACUGCAUAUAAUCGACACCGAUACCCUCCUCAUCCAUGCUAUUCACACCACACUCCUUCCCUUGAUCAUCGUCGUACCCACCAGCAUCCAGAGGGCGGCCAUGCAAAGGUCAGCUUGGCGCGAAAACACCUAAAAUCUCGAAGCCAGGGUCAACCUGUGAAUGCUUCUUUCUCACGACUAUCUAGAUCCUACUACUCAUGUAUUGAGCUAUCAGGCCCCAAUAGUGGGCCCUUUGGCGAAUCAGAAUUGAAUCAUUCCAGUUCAAAGAAUAAGCUUGUUUUUGAACCGGGCAAUGAUAUCUGCUUAUCCGAGGGCAGUGGCCAGCUUCCGGCGCUUCAUUCUAGCUCAAAUGAAGUAAGCUUCAUCACUCUCCAUGUCACCCUUUCUGCUUUUAUGUUCCUAUUUUUGUGCCGUUUUAUUCUUUAUUUCCUUUUAGUAAUUUUUUAUUAUUUUGGCACUGAAUUAUGUAUUAAUGUUCUAUGGUUUUAG